Messenger RNA from Drosophila ficusphila, 885 nucleotides. Its product is annotated as loricrin. The record is from RefSeq and is a predicted model, not a curated record. Bases 22 to 771 code for a protein of 249 amino acids. The transcript has a single exon. NCBI's taxonomy places the organism in Eukaryota, Metazoa, Arthropoda, Insecta, Diptera, Drosophilidae.
GCUCAUCUCCAUCAGGUCAACAUGAAAAUCUUCGUCUGUUUGCUGGCUGUGGCCGCAGUGGCUCAAGCUGGAUUCAUUGGAGGAGCUGGUGGUGGCGGCUACGGUGGUGGUGGAUCCUCCCAUGGCGGCGGUGGAGGUGGUGGCUACAGCUACGGCGGCGGUGGCUCUGAUCACGGCUCGGAUCAUCAUGGUGGUGGUGGUUCGCCACCCGUCAAGGUCAUCAAAGUGAUCCACGAAUCUGCUCCAUCUGGUGGUGCAGGUGGCUGGCAAUCUGGAGGUGGUGCUGGCGGUGGCUGGUCUGCUGGCGGCGGAGGCGGUGGCUGGUCUGCUGGCGGUGGUGGCGGACAUGGCAGUGGUGGCGCUCAGGAAGUCAAGAUCAUCAAGAUCAUCUCGCAGCAGGCAUCGUCUGGAGGUCAUGGCGGCGGUUAUGGAGGAUCUGCCGGAGGAUAUGGUGGAGCUUCCGGUGGUGGCUGGUCUUCCGGUGGUGCAUCCAGUGGUGGCUGGUCAUCGGGAGGAGCUUCCAGUGGUGGUUGGUCUUCCGGAGGAGGCGGUGCUGAGGCUCAAACUGCUGUGAAGAUUAUCAAAAUCAUCUCGGAAUCGGAUUCUGGAGCUGGAGAUUCUGGUGGUUGGUCCUCGGGUGGUGCGCCCGGUGGUGGCUACGGUGGAGCUUCCGGUGGUGGUUGGUCUUCCGGCGGAGCCUCCAGCGGUGGCUGGUCCUCAGGUGGUGCCUCCAGCGGCGGUUGGGCUCCCCAAGGCGGUGGCAGCUGGUAAUUGUGAUAACCCGUGAUUUCAUUGUGUUCAUCUCCCCCACCAAUUGUUCCAUUUCAUUUCCAUCUUUGUUAUUUGCCCCAUUCCCCAUAUUUUUUGAAUAAAACUUUUCUGUUU